This is a messenger RNA of Trichechus manatus latirostris (Florida manatee), 3831 nucleotides long. It is a transcript of the gene LPP, whose product is annotated as LIM domain containing preferred translocation partner in lipoma. The coding region runs from base 1912 to 3768 and encodes 618 amino acids. The record is from RefSeq and is a predicted model, not a curated record. NCBI's taxonomy places the organism in Eukaryota, Metazoa, Chordata, Mammalia, Sirenia, Trichechidae. The transcript is spliced from 17 exons. Gene Ontology annotation, cellular component: focal adhesion; stress fiber. Gene Ontology annotation, biological process: cell-cell adhesion.
CUGUUUUCAUGUUUAUCAGUCAUAUUUAGGUUGCAUCAAUUGCUAAAUCCAUCUAAAUCAAGAAUUAAAUGAUUUAAGACUGAAUAGUUUUUGAACAAAACAAUAUACAGAGUCAUCUGAUGGAGAAUACAAUAACCAAUCCCUCUUAUAAUUUUCUCCAUUAUCUUUGCACCCUAGAGAUAUAAUCUGGAUUCAUAACCUUGUUUGUUUACCAUCCAGAAAUUUUCAACAUGAAUUUUCAAAUGGUCCAUUGUGAUGUUGACAAUCGCUUGGCCCUCUUUUGAUCCAGUAAUUUACAUUAUUAGAAGAAAAAUUAUUCCAUAAAGCAGCAUCUGUAUUUCUGUUAUUUAUGGGGUCUGCAGAUGCGACAAUUUCAGAUUCUAAAAUAGUUUCAUUUUCUACACCAUUAUUAAUUUUUUUUACUACAGAAACGAAUGGGUGCAGAAUUUGGAACAAAUUCUGUUAUAUUCAUAUUGCUAUUAGUAAUUUCAGCACUAGCAGUACUAGUAUAAUGAUUUACACACAUUAAACUUGAGCAUUUAACAGAAGUCUCCUCUGAUUCAUUAUGUUUUAAAUAGCAAGUUAAUUUUGGAAUUGUCUUUAGAGAUUCACUAAUCCUUUUCUUUUUAUCUUCUCUGAACUUUCUAUUUUGCCCUCCACUUAGUUGUUGAUGUUUCAUUUUACAUGGGUAUAAAAUUAUAUCAUUUUUUAAAUUUUAUUCUACCAUAACAAAUAAAUUUGAAUAAUUGAAAAUAAAAUUUAUAAAACAAGUAAAAUUUAUAAAAUAAAAUUUACAUUCGAAUUUGGAUGUUAACACAAAAUUUUAUAUUUGAAAAUUAGUAAGUAAAAAGAAUUGAUUUGGAACAUGCAAUUUUGUUCUUUAGGUCUGAGAUAGUCAAAAGAAAUUGUAUUUACAAGGCAGUAGGAAAUAAUUUCAUUCCUUUGUCGUACGACGUUUGUUGACAGGCCCUUCGCAGCUCUCCAUGGGUGUUUUUCAUCUUGAAAUAAUACUUAAAAACUUGCAAACUCACGUUCCGUCCCCUGAUGCUGCGUCAUUGGACUACUGCUGAUACCGGACCGGGGCGAGAGUGAUCGCAAAGAGUAUGAUACAAAUACAAAUAUGAAGAUGCGUUUUGGUUCACUUUGCGCAGGACGGGACCCGAUACGUCAUGAGUCAUGAAUUGAAGAGAAUCCUGACAUCAACAACUAGCCAGACCAGAGGACCAGCGCCUGCAAUCCCAGAGCUUCUCCGCGUGGCUUCCUCUGGCUCCCAGGUGACCUGUGGCAGGACUUCUGUUUUACCUGUGGUAAUGAAAAUGAUGCAUCAGCCUUGAAAGAAAUCGAGCAGGCUUUCCAUCGAAGCCUCUGUUGCUGUUGUUGAAACUGCAAGAAUCCUGGAGUGUUAUUCCCAUUCGAAGGCAUUGUGAUAGGUGCUGGGGAUUGAUUCAAAGAUAAUUUGGAGGCGCACGGAAGGGGAGCGGAUAAUUACAGCACAGUGAGGAAUGAGACCUUGGAGAAGCAGAACGAUGGAGCACACGUGAUUAUGGCCUUCAAGAACAUAAAACCUGAGAUGAUGAGACCUUGGCUACAUGAAGUUUUGUAGGCACCUGCGAUUCUGCUGUCUGCUCUUUGUAGCGUUUAAUCACCUGUGAAUGCUGCUUUUCCACAAGCUGUCUGUGUAUCAGUGAUGCCUCAGCUCACAGCCCGUAACCACACUGGCUGUGAAGUGUGCUUGGCAAGUUUCGGAGUUUACAGGGUCCAAGGACUAACUGACAAGGAUAUGCCUUCACAGUCCUUUAAAAAAGCACACCAUCCUCAUUCCCUGUAAAACUGAGAUGACACUAACACUGAAGCUUGCUGAGCUCUGUGUCCACUGACAACCCCAGGAGCUAGCUGUCUGAGAUUCCAACAAUGUCUCACCCAUCCUGGCUGCCACCCAAAAGCACUGGAGAGGGCCUUGGUCAUGUGCCUGCUCGGAUGGAGACCACCCAUUCCUUUGGGACCCCCAGCAUUUCGGUGUCCACACAACAGCCACCCAAGAAGUUUGCACCAGUAGUUGCUCCAAAGCCCAAGUACAACCCAUACAAGCAACCUGAAGGCGAGGGGGAUUUUCUUCCACCUCCACCUCCACCUCUGGAUGAUCCCAGUGCCCUUCCACCUGGCUCUGGAAACUUCCCUCCUCCACCACCCCUUGAGGAAGGUGCUUUCAGAGUGCAGCAGGGAAAUCCUGGAGGCAAGACCCUUGAGGAGAGGCGCUCCAGCCUGGAUGCAGAGAUUGACUCCUUGACCAGUAUCCUGGCUGACCUGGAGUGCAGCUCUCCCUACAAGCCUCGGCCUCCGCAGGGCUCUGCUAGUUCAACAGCCUCUCCACCAGUCUCCACCCCUGUCACAGGACACAAGAGAAUGGUCAUCCCAAACCAGCCUCCUCUAACAGCCACCAAAAAGUCGACCAUGAAACCGCAGCCUGCACCCCAGGCUGGACCCAUCCCGGUGGCUCCGAUUGGAACGCUCAAGCCCCAGCCUCAGCCAGUCCCAGCCUCCUACACCACGGCAUCCACCCCUUCGAGACCUGCCUUCAAUGUGCAAGUGAAGUCAGCUCAGCCCAGCUCUCAUUACAUGUCUGCGCCUUCACCAGGGCAGUUUUAUGGUGCAGGUGCAGGGCCCCAAGGCUAUAGCACUCAGCCAGUGCCGGUUCCUGGACAGUGUCCACCUCCUUCAACCCGGGGAGGCAUGGAUUAUGCGUAUAUUCCACCGCCAGGACUUCCACCCGAUCCUGGGUAUGGGUAUGCCCCCAACCAAGCACGCUAUUAUGAUGGCUGUUACCCAGGAGGAUCUGGCUAUGGGGGCAGAAACGACGCUGAUCCUGCCUAUAGUCAACAAGGUCACCAGAAUACCUGGAAGCGGGAACCAGGGUACACUCCUCCUGGAGCACCUGGAGCAGGCAACCAGAAUCCUCCUGGGAUGUAUCCGGUCCCUGGUCCCAAGAAGACCUAUAUCACGGAUCCUGUUUUAGCUCCUUGUGUACCAGCUAUGCAGCCAAAGGGUGGACACCCAGGGUCGAUGGGGCCUCCAGCUGCCCCCUCCUCAUUCCGUCCGGAAGAUGAGCUCGAGCACCUGACCAAGAAGAUGCUGUAUGACAUGGAAAAUCCACCUGCCGAUGAAUACUUUGGCCGCUGUGCUCGCUGUGGGGAAAACGUAGUUGGGGAAGGCACAGGCUGCACUGCCAUGGAUCAGGUCUUCCACGUGGAUUGUUUUACCUGCAUCAUAUGUAACAACAAGCUCCGUGGGCAGCCCUUCUAUGCGGUGGAAAAGAAAGCAUACUGUGAGCCCUGCUACAUUAAUACUCUGGAGCAGUGCAACGUGUGUUUCAAGCCCAUCAUGGAGCGGAUCCUCCGUGCCACCGGGAAGGCCUACCAUCCUCACUGUUUCACCUGUGUGAUGUGCCACCGCAGCCUAGAUGGGAUCCCAUUCACCGUGGAUGCCGGCGGGCUCAUUUACUGCAUUGAGGACUUUCACAAGAAAUUUGCCCCCCGAUGUUCUGUGUGCAAGGAACCUAUCAUGCCAGCCCCAGGCCAGGAGGAGACUGUGCGUAUUGUGGCUCUGGAUCGCGAUUUCCACGUUCACUGCUACCGGUGUGAGGAUUGUGGCGGCCUCCUGUCUGAAGGAGAUAACCAAGGCUGCUACCCACUGGAUGGACACAUCCUCUGCAAGACCUGCAACUCUGCCCGCAUCAGGGUGCUGACCGCCAAGGCUAGCACUGACCUUUAAUAGAGCCCGCCGUCCGUUUAGUGGGUUGGUGGGUGGUACCGAGAAUGAAACACUAGAAAAUGA